GCAGCCGCCGGCGCCGCCGCACGCGCCUAUCAUGCGCAGCUAGCGGCGCCAAGCCCAUGGUGUACCCCGAGGCGUCCCGUUGGGGCGCGCCUGACGCCGCGCUCGCCCUCUACGAUGACGUCUACCGAGCGGACGGAGUCCUGUCAACGGUGAACGUGGUUGAAGCAUUGCAAGAGUUCUGGCAGGUGAAGGCGGCGAGGGGAGGGGGGGCUGCGGGCGGUGGAGGCGCCCUCGUCAUAUACGAGUCGGUGCCCGCUGCGCACCCGCCGUACGUCUGCUACGUCACGCUGCCGGGUGGUGCUUGCUUUGGUAGUUUUCAGAAUUGUCCGACAAAAGCGGAAGCGCGACGCAGUGCCGCGAAAAUUGCGCUGAUGAACAGCGUGUUCAACGAGCAUGAGUCCAGACGGAUCUCGGACCAUUUCAUUGAGAAGGCCGUGGGGGAGGCCAGGGCUUCCUUCGCCGGAGACGCCGCUGCGCACCAUCAGGAUCCCAGCGCUGGGAUUGCUGCGUUUAGAUUUAUGCUGGAAGCAAACAAGGGGCGAACGAUGCUCGAAUUCCAAGAACUGAUGACUGUAUUCCAACUGCUGCACUGGAACGGCUCCUUAAGAGCGAUGCGCGAGAGGCAAUGCUCAAGACAGGAGGUUGUAGCACACUACUCUGCUCGGAAUUUGGAUGAUGCUAUGCGUGAACAGAUGGCUAGAGAAUGGGCGGCGAGGGAGAGAGAAGCUUCAUCUUCAGGGGGAGGAGGGGUUCUUAGAGGGGAACUAUCUAGAGCAGAGAGAGAACUCCGCGCCGCUCGCCUAGCAGCUCGGGAACUCCGCUUCCCGAAGGAGAAAAGGGACAUCUUGCAACUCGCGGCUCGGCUCGCACCACCGCAGCAACAACAGUGAUCUCACGAAUUCACGCCAACAUUUUGUUAUUUACUUAAGUAUA
Hyposmocoma kahamanoa is the source of this 933-nucleotide messenger RNA. RefSeq names its product protein limb expression 1 homolog (gene lft). The coding region runs from base 57 to 890 and encodes 277 amino acids. Gene Ontology annotation, biological process: autophagosome maturation. Gene Ontology annotation, cellular component: cytoplasm. NCBI's taxonomy places the organism in Eukaryota, Metazoa, Arthropoda, Insecta, Lepidoptera, Cosmopterigidae. The record is from RefSeq and is a predicted model, not a curated record. The transcript is spliced from 4 exons.